AUGGCAGGUAAAGAAGACAAAAACACGGCCACUGAUGUUGUCUCCACCAGUGACAGCGACGCCGAAUACAGGCUUCAUUUUGCUAGACGUGGCCAGGCCUUCGAGGGUGUGUCAUCGAGCGAGGAAAGCAUUGACGGCUACGAUGCAGAACUGAUGAGUGGCAGGACGCUGCUCACGGCCGAAGAGGAGAAGAGAUUGCUACGCAAAAUCGACUGGCGGUUGAUGACGCUUUGCUCGCUCCUCUUUAUGUUCAAGAAUCUGGACAGCAGCAAUGUAUCCAAUGCUCGAAUCAUGAACGAGGGAACGAAUCAGAACAUCAUGACACAGCUUGGACUGACUUCCAACGAGUACAAUCUCGUCACUGUCGCUUACUAUCUCCCAUACAUUGUGUUCGAAGCACCCUCAAAUCUACUGCUCAAGAGAUUCUCUCCGUCAAAAUGGCAGUCAAGAAUUAUGGUCGGCUGGGGUAUCGUUCUCAUGUGCAAUGCUGCCGUGAAGGACAAGGGCGGUUUGUUCACAACGCGGUUCUUCCUAGGUCUGGCCGAGGCUGGACAGUUCCCCGGUGUCAUUCUCCAGAUGACUUACUGGUAUCGCCCAGACGAGAUGUCCUUACGGCUGCUCUACUUUUAUAUUUGCGGAAACGUUUCAGGUAUCUUCAGUGGUCUUCUUGCCUAUGCGUUUGACACUGUGUCUGGCGCAGGGGGGCUUUCCGGAUGGCAGUGGUUGUUCCUCAGCGAAGGUAUUGCGACUGUCCUUUUCGGUAUUGCCAUCUGGUUCUUACUCCCAGAUUUUCCUGAGACCGCAAAUUGGUUGACGGAGAGGGAAAAGAAGUUCAUCCAAGCCCGACUGCCAUCCAAUGCUCCUCGAGCCAACGAGCAGAACUUCAAACUCCGCGAAGUGAUCGAGUCCCUGAAAGACCUAAGGCUGUGGUUGUUUACGCUGAUUUGGGCCACUUUUACUGUUGGAACCAACGGCGUCACAUUCUAUCAAUCGACCGUCAUUGCUGACCUCGGAUACACGACCAUUGCCGAGGCUCAACUGCUCAAUCUCCCUAUCACGGCGUGUGGUCUCCUGUUCAUUGCCGCCACGGGCGUCAUGGCAGACCGCAGUCGGAUACCCCGGCCGUUGUACCCCCUUUCUUUCCUUCUCGUCAUCAUAAUCUGUUACGGCGUGUUUGUUGCCUAUCCGAGUGCUGGUGCCAUAUACGCUGUGACGCUGAUCGGAAAUGCCGUUACUGCCGCGUGGUACCCUGUCAUGUGGCCAUGGCGAGUACAAACCACGUCCAGGGCCACGGGCUCCGCCUUCUCUAUCGGCUUCGUCAACAGCUACGGUCAAAUUGGGGGCGCCAUCGGGCCGCAGAUAUUCAGAAGCAAGUACGCACCACACUACACAGUGCCAUUCUCCAUCGCCAUGGGGCUCGUGGGCCUUUGUGUGAUCUUGACGCUGGUGACGUGGUGGGUGACGAGGGACACGGAGCGCGACACGAGGCGGCUGAAGCUGGCCAAAAUCGCUGCUGAGAGGAGGGGAGAGACGAUUUUGGAAGAUGUUGUGGACCGGGACUUGAAAGAUCGCUAG
This is a messenger RNA of Talaromyces atroroseus, 1575 nucleotides long. RefSeq lists its product as hypothetical. Gene Ontology annotation, cellular component: membrane. Gene Ontology annotation, molecular function: transmembrane transporter activity. The transcript is spliced from 9 exons. The coding region runs from base 1 to 1575 and encodes 524 amino acids. Lineage: Eukaryota; Fungi; Ascomycota; Eurotiomycetes; Eurotiales; Trichocomaceae. Gene Ontology annotation, biological process: transmembrane transport. The record is from RefSeq and is a predicted model, not a curated record.